AUGACAAUUUUUCUUAUGAAUAUGUUAGUUUCUGUGCUUAACGAGUCCUAUGCUGACGCCAAAACGCGCGCAGAGGAAAGUGCGGAGGAGCUUGAAAUGGCACGCUUUAUUGGGGAACGAUUCGAGGAAGUUCUAAAAGGGAACAAAAAGCGGCCCGAAUUUAAAUUAUAUUUUGAUGACGCAACGUUCAUGAACAUAUGUCAGUCAGAAGCAGAGCCCUUCUGUUUAAAUUCUGAAAGUAUUCUGCAGUGUACAGAGAGCAGAAUGGAAAAAGUUGAAAAGCGACUUGCUGCACUGACUCGACGAGCUGGAAAAAUAGACUCUGAGGCAGAAAGAGAGGAAGCUGAA
Messenger RNA from Porites evermanni, 348 nucleotides. The record is from the annotation of a GenBank genome assembly. NCBI's taxonomy places the organism in Eukaryota, Metazoa, Cnidaria, Anthozoa, Scleractinia, Poritidae.